Oncorhynchus mykiss (rainbow trout) is the source of this 3216-nucleotide messenger RNA. It is a transcript of the gene ucn, whose product is annotated as urocortin. Gene Ontology annotation, molecular function: hormone activity. Gene Ontology annotation, cellular component: extracellular region. The record is from RefSeq and is marked provisional. NCBI's taxonomy places the organism in Eukaryota, Metazoa, Chordata, Actinopteri, Salmoniformes, Salmonidae.
CUCAAUUGACACUUUUCUAGCCGGUGUGCAACUUUUUCAGCAUUAAGGAGACAAAAUACCGGGCACCGUUUUGUCCGUCUGUCCAGCACUAUGAAGCCUGUUCCCCUGAUCCUGCUCCUUGCCACUGUUCUCCUCAGCUCUCACAUCCCCCCCAGUGUCUGUCGUCCACGGGACCUGGCAAUGUUCGACGGCCACGGCUACAAGAGUCAGCUGGACGAGGUGUUGCUGAAGGCUGGUGAUAACGCCAUUUCCUACCUUAUAGGAGAAAAGAUACUGAGGUAUUUGCAAAGAAAUCCCCGGUUGCAGGCAGGUCUCCCGCCACAGUUUCCCUUUGAGGUGACGCCCCUGGGCUCGAGGGGUCUUGGUCACCUGGCGCGCAGUUUGCCGCCCUUGGAGGAGCAGCGCGCGCCUGAGGAGGGCAACAGCCUGGAAGAGUUCGUGGAGCUGACCAAGAGAAACGACGACCCCCCGAUCUCCAUCGACCUCACUUUCCACCUUCUGAGAAAUAUGAUCGAAAUGGCGAGGAUCGAGAGCCAGAAGGAGCAAGCGGAGUUAAACCGCAAGUAUCUGGAUGAAGUUGGAAAGUGAUACAGCAAGUGUCGUCAACAAGUGAGAAAAAAUCAAGAUAAAACAUCUCACAGAAAACAGCAAAGCCCCUGGCACUCUCAGACCCACGAAAUAGUUUACAUUUUGAUUUAACCGUUGGUUUCUCUGCCAUUCUUCAUCAUAAGAUGCAUAAAAAUAACUUCCCCACCUGUCCAAAAAGCCUUUCAAAAUCAACGGGCAAUAAAUUAUUGACUGCCAAGAAGACCCCAUCUACAAUGGAAUCAUAGUGAGGCGCCUUGACAACUAUUCCCUAACAUAUGGCAUAGUGUGAAUACUCCGGAUCUCACACCUCUAUAGUGUAUUCUCACCUUUGGAUGUCCGGAGCAUUGUAGUUGGCCUACAACAAUAAUAUUGCCAGACACAAAUUGAGUUACAAGUUGCCCUCAUGUGGAAUAAGUGCAACAUGUUUUGUUAGUCGUAGUCUAAAUGGUUGGUACUAGGUAAAUAACAAAGGCAGGUAGGCUAGUCAUUGUUUCCGGCAUUACAUGCAAUAGGCCUUUUAUAACACAUUGGAGAAAAAUAAUGCUGUGCAAAUUGAUAUUGGCUACCCAUAUGUGAUCUUUCAAUGGUUAGUUGUGUGACUCAUUUUGUUGCUCACUUUAAGGGACAAGGCUCAGUCAAUAUAGAUGCAUUGUGUCCUUUUCCUGAGAUGUAUUUUUGUUCAACAACUGAAAAAGAUUGAACUAGGGCCUUAUCACCGGCAUAGAUUAAAACAAAUCAGGUAAAGCACUCGUGUAAUAUUGUCAUUUCAUUACUGUAUUUGCUGUAUGCCAAUUGUUUAAUUUAUAGUGAUUAUCCAUUUGCCCUUGGUUUGUUAGCUCACUUGGCAGGCAGCCAUCUAGCCAGCAGAAGAAGCCUUUUCACAUUGUUUCAGGUAUGGGGUCUGGCAUUGCCCGUAGGUUUCUGUGAUACAACUAAUCUCCAAUCUAAUCUGAGACAAAGUGAACAUAUCCUACACUUAACGCCACUUCCACUCUCCUUAUUAUCUUUCCAUCCAAGCAAGUACACUAUCCUCUGUACUGUACCUAGCAUGCUUACCUUAAACUAAGAAAAACAUUUAAUGGUUAAUUUUAUGUUGACUGUUUUGUCAAAGCCCCAAUCAUGGACAUAUCAUAUGAUCACAUGGUUUAUCAGUAAAGAAAAGCUUUUUUGUCAUUUAUAUUUUUUUAUUAAAAAAAGCUCUGAAAAUAUGUCCAUUGAGUUUGUCAUAGUCUCGUACAGUAGUGAAUGUAAUAAAGGAAACUAUUCUGCUAACUUGUCUACCAAAAUAAUUUAUUCCUACAUCUGUAAACAGAUGCUGCUGAAUAUCUUAUUGCCUAUUGACAUAUAAAUAAACUCCUUGCAGAUUUACUUAAACUCUGGCUAAACACUCAUUGCAAAACCCCUAUGGCCAAAUAUCUAACCUCCAUGGCCAAACAAUCAUUGCAGUUAUUGCCUUUAACUCUCAUUAAAUGUAACUUUACAGCAGUUGCCCGUCUUCUUUUUAAAAGAAUAACAUGUGGAAGCUUAGAGAAUGGUGUAAUGGUUGGUGAGAGUCUCUGUGAAUUUGUGAGAACUCAUCAAAAUGCCCCCCAAGCCUGGUGUUUCUAUGACUCAGACUGUCAGUAUGGUGGUGGACCUACUGCCUUGUUCCUCACUGUGUUAACACCAUAGCGAUGCAUUCAAUGAUUAAUUCUGUGGUUAACACCACCUCAAAUCCCACUGGAGAUCAAAGCCUCAGCUGUAGCUCAAGGUCAGGGUUGGUAACACAAACAUUUGCUAAAAAAGGAGAGAAGGGAUAUCAUAAUGAGAUUUUCUUUUUGUAUACAAUUUUGUAAGCUGAAGCUAAAAUGUGCAUAUGCUAUACAGUCAGAUAAUUUAGUUUUGUCUUACACUUUCAUGAAUAGUCUUUCAGCUGCUUCGGUCUCCACAAUAUUAGUCAUACUUGUGGAACUCGUCAAAGUUAAGGUUGUUUCAUAUUUACACACAGGUUUUUGUACAUACAGUAUAUCUGGUGGGUGGCAAGGGAGGCCUUCAACUGUGUGAUGUUUGAGCUUUAUGCUCUGUUCCGAAAUGUUACAUUUACCCGUGUAGUCUUCAGCUAUGUCUGCUACAGAUCUCGGAGGCCAAAAAUCAUAAUAUGAGCAAGACAAUGGUUUCCCCUUAGAUUCCAUGAGAAACCCCACUUAACACCCGCUAUUGGUUUUUAAAUCUAUCCACGAUUGUGCACCCCAACACGUCAGACUUGCUUUUAAAUGAUGUACCCAGUGGGUCCCUCAGGUCCUCUGGCACUGGUGUUUUAACUAUUCUAGGACCAAUAGGCAUGGAGAGACAGCCUUUAGAUAUUAUGCCCCCAGCCUCUGGAAUAGCCUGCCAGAAAACCUGAGGGGGGCCGAAACUGUGGGCAUAUUUAAAAGAGAUUUUAAAACAUCUUUUUAGCUUUGUAUUUCCUUAGGGUGCUUUCUAGUAGUUCAGUUUUUCAUACUUUAGUUUUAUAUGUUAUGUUUGUUGUGUAGUAAAUAUUUCAGCUUGUAUUUUCAUUGUUUUUUAAUUUGUUUUUUCCUGUAAAGCAUAUUGCGUUGUAUUCCAUGUCUGAAAUGUGCUGUAUAAAUAAAGCUUGAUUUGAUUUGA